This is a messenger RNA of Nymphaea colorata (pocket water lily), 7534 nucleotides long. RefSeq names its product pre-mRNA-processing-splicing factor 8A. NCBI's taxonomy places the organism in Eukaryota, Viridiplantae, Streptophyta, Magnoliopsida, Nymphaeales, Nymphaeaceae. Gene Ontology annotation, molecular function: U2 snRNA binding; U5 snRNA binding; U1 snRNA binding. The record is from RefSeq and is a predicted model, not a curated record. The transcript has 26 exons. Gene Ontology annotation, cellular component: catalytic step 2 spliceosome; U5 snRNP. The coding region runs from base 264 to 7310 and encodes 2348 amino acids. Gene Ontology annotation, biological process: spliceosomal tri-snRNP complex assembly; mRNA splicing, via spliceosome.
GAUCGGGCCUGUUUGGCUUCCGUCCCUCCGUGGACGAAAGAAACCCUCAUCGUCUCCACUGUCACUCCUGAAACUAAAACCCUAGGGGCACUUAGAGAUCCGAACCAUAGAGCUUCCUGCACCGGGUGUGUCUCCGGAUCACUCUCUUUUCUCUUAGUUUCAGUCGUCGUGUUAAACCUCCUCUGUGAAUUUCGGGAGGCGGAGGCGGUUCUUGAGCUCGUAGUAGGGGGCCUUCUUUUUUUUUUUUUUUUUUCCUUGCAAAGAUGUGGAACGGCGGGAUGGGGUCUCAGAUGGCCCCUCCGGGAACUGGACCGGUGGUUCCACCGCCUGCAAUGCAACCUUCCUACAGUGUCCCGCCAUCGGCUGCGGAGACGGAGGCCGCGCUCGAGGAGAAGGCGCGGAAGUGGAUGCAGCUGAACUCGAAGAGAUAUGGGGACAAAAGGAAGUUUGGGUUCGUCGAGACUCAGAAGGAGGACAUGCCCCCCGAGCACGUCCGGAAGAUCAUCAGAGAUCAUGGGGAUAUGUCUUCCAAAAAAUAUCGCCAUGAUAAACGUGUUUAUCUAGGGGCACUAAAAUUUGUUCCACAUGCUGUCUACAAGCUUCUUGAGAACAUGCCAAUGCCCUGGGAGCAGGUUCGAGAUGUGAAAGUUUUGUACCACAUAACCGGAGCGAUCACCUUUGUCAAUGAAAUUCCAUGGGUAGUUGAACCAAUCUACCUUGCACAGUGGGGCACAAUGUGGAUCAUGAUGAGAAGAGAGAAGAGGGAUCGACGUCAUUUCAAGAGGAUGCGCUUUCCUCCAUUUGAUGAUGAGGAGCCGCCCCUAGAUUAUGCUGACAACUUGUUAGAUGUGGAUCCCCUGGAGCCCAUACAGCUUGAGCUUGAUAAAGAAGAAGAUUCUGCAGUAUAUAAUUGGUUUUAUGAUCACAAGCCGCUGGUGAAGACAAAGCUUAUAAAUGGUCCUAGUUAUAGAAAGUGGCAUCUAUCUCUGCCAAUAAUGGCAACUCUUCAUCGGCUUGCAGGACAGCUUCUUUCUGACUUGAUAGACAGGAACUACUUUUAUCUAUUUGAUAUGGAGUCUUUUUUUACUGCUAAAGCUUUGAACAUGUGCAUACCAGGUGGUCCCAAGUUUGAACCUUUAUAUCGUGACAUGGAGAAAGGGGAUGAGGAUUGGAAUGAAUUCAAUGACAUUAAUAAGCUAAUAAUCCGCUCUCCAUUGAGGACUGAGUACAGAAUAGCAUUUCCGCAUCUUUAUAACAAUCGGCCUAGGAAAGUGAAGCUUGGAGUAUAUCAUACUCCAAUGGUAAUGUAUAUCAAAACAGAAGAUCCUGAUUUGCCAGCAUUCUAUUAUGAUCCUUUGAUUCACCCCAUUACUUCAAUAAAUAAAGACCGUCGAGAUAAGAAAGUCUAUGAAGAAGGUGAAGAUGAUGAUUUUGAGAUCCCUGAGGGAGUGGAACCUUUACUGCAAAGCACUCAGCUGUAUACCGAUACUACAGCUGCUGGCAUAUCCCUUUUGUUUGCUCCACGUCCCUUUAAUAUGAGGUCUGGUCGAAUGCGGAGAGCGGAAGAUAUUCCUCUUGUGUCAGAGUGGUACAAGGAACACUGCCCUCCGUCAUAUCCUGUCAAGGUAAGGGUGAGCUACCAAAAGCUGUUGAAGUGCUUUGUGUUAAAUGAGCUGCAUCAUAGGCCUCCGAAGGCUCAGAAAAAGAAGCACCUGUUCCGGUCCCUUGCAGCUACUAAAUUCUUCCAGUCGACAGAGCUAGAUUGGGCUGAGGCAGGUCUCCAAGUUUGCAAACAAGGCUACAACAUGUUGAAUCUUUUGAUACAUCGGAAGAAUCUUAACUAUCUUCAUCUUGAUUACAAUUUUAAUUUGAAGCCUGUGAAGACACUUACCACCAAGGAGCGUAAGAAGUCACGUUUUGGAAAUGCUUUUCACUUGUGCCGUGAAAUUCUGCGGUUAACAAAACUUGUGGUUGAUGCCAACAUACAGUUCCGUUUGGGGAAUGUAGAUGCAUUUCAAUUGGCUGAUGGUUUGCAGUAUAUUUUCUCACAUGUUGGGCAGCUAACUGGUAUGUAUCGUUACAAAUACAGACUCAUGAGGCAAAUCAGGAUGUGUAAGGACCUGAAGCACUUGAUUUACUACCGUUUUAACACUGGGCCUGUUGGAAAGGGGCCUGGAUGUGGUUUCUGGGCGCCAAUGUGGAGAGUUUGGCUCUUCUUCCUUCGGGGAAUUGUUCCUUUGCUGGAAAGAUGGCUUGGCAAUCUACUUGCACGUCAGUUUGAGGGCCGGCAUUCAAAGGGAGUAGCAAAGACAGUCACAAAGCAACGAGUUGAAAGCCAUUUUGACUUGGAGCUUCGAGCUGCUGUUAUGCACGAUCUUAUUGAUGCAAUGCCAGAGGGGAUCAAGCAGAACAAGGUGAGAACUAUAUUACAACAUCUUAGUGAAGCUUGGCGCUGUUGGAAGGCAAACAUUCCUUGGAAGGUCCCUGGACUUCCAGUGCCUGUUGAGAACAUGAUUCUUCGGUUUGUGAAGUCGAAGGCUGAUUGGUGGACAAAUGUUGCUCAUUAUAACCGUGAACGUAUCAGAAGAGGUGCAACAGUUGAUAAAACAGUUUGCAGAAAAAAUUUAGGUCGAUUAACUCGCUUAUGGCUUAAAGCUGAACAGGAGAGACAACAUAAUUACUUGAAAGAUGGCCCUUAUGUUACUCCUGAAGAAGCUGUUGCUAUCUAUACAACUACCGUUCACUGGUUAGAGUCGAGGAAGUUCUCCCCCAUUCCUUUCCCUCCAUUGUCAUACAAGCAUGAUACAAAGCUUCUUAUUCUUGCUCUAGAGAGGUUGAAGGAGUCUUACAGUGUGGCAGUGAGAUUGAAUCAACAGCAGAGGGAAGAGCUUGGUCUUAUUGAGCAGGCAUACGACAACCCACAUGAGGCAUUGUCACGUAUAAAGCGUCAUCUGCUUACACAGCGUGCUUUCAAAGAGGUUGGAAUUGAGUUCAUGGAUUUGUACAGUUACCUAAUUCCUGUAUAUGAGAUUGAACCUCUUGAGAAGAUCACAGAUGCAUACCUUGAUCAGUAUUUAUGGUAUGAAGGUGACAAGCGUCAUCUCUUUCCCAAUUGGAUUAAGCCUGCAGAUUCAGAGCCACCUCCUCUUUUGGUCUAUAAAUGGUGUCAAGGUAUAAACAAUCUGCAGGAUGUAUGGGACACUAGUGAGGGACAAUGUGUUGUGAUGCUUCAGACGAAGUUUGAGAAGUUUUUUGAGAAAAUAGAUUUAACUCUGCUGAACAGGCUUCUGCGCUUGAUUCUUGACCACAAUAUUGCUGAUUAUGUAACUGCGAAAAACAAUGUUGUCCUGUCCUACAAAGACAUGAGCCAUACAAACUCGUAUGGUCUUAUCCGUGGUCUUCAGUUUGCAUCUUUUGUAGUGCAGUAUUAUGGUUUGGUCGUCGAUCUCUUGCUUCUUGGUUUGACCCGUGCAAGUGAGAUUGCUGGUCCUCCUCAGAUGCCUAACGAAUUUAUAACAUACUGGGAUACGAAGGUUGAAACACGUCAUCCCAUAAGGUUGUAUUCAAGGUACAUUGACAAAGUUCACAUUCUUUUCCGCUUCACUCAUGAAGAAGCAAGGGACUUGAUUCAGCGGUUCCUGACAGAGCAUCCAGAUCCAAACAAUGAAAACAUGGUUGGUUAUAACAAUAAGAAAUGUUGGCCAAGAGAUGCACGUAUGAGGCUCAUGAAACAUGAUGUUAAUCUUGGGAGAAGUGUCUUCUGGGAUAUGAAGAACAGACUUCCUCGGAGCAUUACAACAUUUGAGUGGGAAAACAGCUUUGUUUCUGUAUAUAGCAAGGACAACCCCAACCUGCUGUUCAGCAUGUGUGGCUUUGAAGUACGGAUUUUGCCAAAAAUUCGAAUUACACAAGAAGCUUUUAGCAACACAAAAGAUGGGGUGUGGAAGUUACAGAAUGAGCAAACCAAGGAGGAAACAGCAAUUGCCUUCUUACGUGUUGAUGAUGAGCACAUGAAGGUGUUUGAAAAUCGUGUCAGGCAGAUUCUUAUGUCAUCAGGUUCAACAACAUUCACAAAAAUUGUGAACAAAUGGAAUACAGCACUUAUAGGUUUGAUGACGUACUUCCGAGAAGCAACUGUGCAUACUCAGGAGUUGCUUGAUUUGCUUGUUAAAUGUGAAAAUAAGAUUCAAACACGUAUCAAGAUUGGAUUGAAUUCAAAAAUGCCAAGCAGAUUUCCUCCUGUCAUAUUUUAUACUCCAAAAGAAAUUGGUGGACUUGGUAUGUUGUCGAUGGGUCACAUUCUAAUUCCACAAAGUGAUGUCCGGUAUAGUCAACAAACAGAUGUUGGUGUUACUCAUUUUCGAAGUGGUAUGAGCCAUGAAGAGGAUCAGCUCAUUCCAAAUCUGUACCGUUAUAUUCAGCCAUGGGAAAGUGAGUUCAAAGAUUCCCAGCGUGUGUGGGCUGAAUAUGCUCUGAAAAGACAGGAGGCACAGUCUCAAAAUAGGCGCUUGACACUAGAAGAUCUUGAGGACUCUUGGGAUAGAGGUAUACCACGAAUUAAUACCCUUUUCCAAAAGGAUCGGCAUACACUAGCUUAUGACAAAGGUUGGAGAGUGCGAACUGAUUUUAAACAGUAUCAGGUUCUAAAGCAAAAUCCCUUUUGGUGGACCCAUCAGCGCCAUGAUGGGAAGUUAUGGAACUUGAACAACUAUAGAACGGAUGUCAUUCAGGCACUUGGUGGUGUAGAAGGAAUUCUGGAGCAUACACUAUUUAAAGGAACAUAUUUCCCAACUUGGGAAGGUCUUUUCUGGGAGAAGGCUUCUGGUUUUGAAGAAUCAAUGAAAUAUAAAAAGUUGACAAAUGCACAACGAUCUGGUCUUAACCAAAUUCCUAAUCGUCGCUUUACGCUUUGGUGGUCUCCAACUAUUAAUCGUGCCAAUGUAUAUGUUGGUUUUCAAGUCCAACUGGAUCUGACAGGGAUAUUUAUGCAUGGAAAAAUCCCAACCUUGAAGAUAUCUUUGAUUCAAAUAUUCCGUGCCCAUCUUUGGCAGAAGAUACACGAGAGUGUUGUGAUGGAUCUUUGUCAGGUGUUAGAUCAGGAGUUAGAUGCGCUGGAAAUCGAAACUGUGCAAAAGGAGACAAUACAUCCCAGAAAGAGUUAUAAAAUGAACAGCUCUUGUGCAGACGUCCUUCUUUUUGCUGCUUACAGAUGGCCGAUGUCUAAACCUAGUCUCGUGGCUGAGUCAAAAGAUGUCUUUGAUCAGAAAGCUAGCAAUAAGUAUUGGAUAGAUGUACAGCUUCGUUGGGGAGAUUAUGAUUCGCAUGACAUUGAGCGGUACACUAGAGCAAAGUUUAUGGACUACACAACUGAUAACAUGUCCAUUUACCCAUCUCCAACUGGGGUAAUGAUUGGCAUUGAUCUUGCUUAUAAUUUGCACUCGGCAUUUGGUAAUUGGUUUCCUGGAUCAAAGCCGCUGCUUGCUCAAGCCAUGAAUAAGAUCAUGAAGUCUAAUCCUGCUUUGUAUGUCCUGCGUGAAAGAAUAAGGAAAGGUCUCCAGCUUUAUUCUUCUGAGCCUACAGAACCCUACUUGUCAUCUCAAAACUAUGGAGAGAUCUUCAGCAAUCAAAUUAUAUGGUUUGUGGAUGAUACAAAUGUGUACCGUGUUACCAUCCAUAAAACAUUUGAAGGAAAUCUGACCACUAAGCCUAUCAACGGUGCCAUUUUCAUAUUCAACCCGAGGACUGGGCAUCUGUUUCUGAAGGUAAUCCAUACAAGUGUAUGGGCAGGUCAAAAACGUCUUGGACAGUUGGCAAAAUGGAAAACUGCUGAAGAAGUUGCUGCAUUAGUACGGUCCUUGCCUGUGGAAGAGCAGCCAAAACAAAUUAUUGUUACUCGCAAGGGCAUGCUUGAUCCAUUGGAGGUUCAUUUGCUUGAUUUUCCAAAUAUUGUGAUCAAGGGUAGUGAGUUGCAGUUGCCUUUCCAGGCUUGCUUGAAGAUUGAGAAAUUUGGUGAUUUAAUUCUGAAGGCUACAGAGCCGCAGAUGGUUCUUUUCAAUAUAUAUGAUGAUUGGCUGAAGACAAUUUCAUCAUAUACCGCAUUCUCUCGUCUUAUCUUGAUAUUGCGAGCUCUGCAUGUGAACAAUGAGAAGGCAAAAAUGCUGCUAAAACCUGAUAAAACCAUUGUCACAAAACCUCAUCACAUCUGGCCAUCCCUAACAGACGAUCAGUGGAUGAAGGUUGAGGUUGCUUUGAGGGAUCUCAUUCUAUCUGACUAUGCAAAGAAGAAUAACGUGAACACCUCGGCACUCACUCAAUCUGAAAUUAGAGACAUAAUUCUUGGUGCAGAAAUUACUCCACCCUCACAACAGAGGCAACAAAUCGCUGAAAUUGAGAAACAGGCAAAGGAAGCUAGCCAACUUACUGCAGUGACAACAAGGACUACAAAUGUGCAUGGUGAUGAGCUCAUUGUUACCACUACAAGUCCGUAUGAGCAAGCAGCCUUUGGAUCAAAAACUGAUUGGCGUGUUAGGGCAAUUUCUGCAACCAAUCUUUAUCUUCGAGUCAAUCAUAUUUAUGUCAAUUCAGAUGAUAUUAAGGAGACGGGCUACACAUACAUCAUGCCAAAGAAUAUUUUGAAGAAAUUCAUAUGCAUUGCAGAUCUCCGCACUCAAAUUGCUGGUUAUCUAUAUGGUGUGAGUCCUCCAGAUAAUCCUCAGGUUAAAGAAAUUCGAUGCAUAGCAAUGCCGCCUCAGUGGGGGACUCAUCAACAAGUGCAUCUGCCAUCUGCACUUCCUGAGCAUGACUUCUUGAAUGAUCUUGAACCUCUAGGUUGGAUGCAUACCCAACCAAAUGAGCUGCCGCAGCUGUCACCUCAGGAUCUCACGUCUCAUGCUCGGAUUUUAGAGAACAACAAGCAGUGGGAUGGUGAAAAAAGCAUCAUUCUGACUUGCAGUUUUACGCCAGGCUCUUGUUCCUUGACUGCCUACAAGCUUACGCCAACUGGUUAUGAGUGGGGAAGGCUCAACAAGGAUACAGGCAGCAAUCCACACGGUUAUUUGCCAACCCAUUAUGAAAAAGUCCAGCUACUUCUCAGUGAUCGGUUCCUCGGAUUCUACAUGGUACCUGAUAAUGGCCCAUGGAAUUACAAUUUCAUGGGUGUAAAACAUACUGUGAGCAUGAAGUACGGCAUCAAACUAGGAACGCCUAGAGAGUUCUACCAUGAAGAUCACAGGCCAACUCAUUACCUUGAGUUCAGCAAUCUGGAAGAGGGUGAACCAGCUGAGGGAGAAAGGGAAGACACGUUCGGCUAGAAAUUGAGGAGUUUUUAACAAUUGCGUGUAUUGUAGUUCUAAUGACACGUAUUUUUGUAAUUCUGCUGCGCAAGAUUGCAGCUUCACAAAGAGGAAUUUCCCAGCAUGUACAUAUUUUUAAGAUGUUGAGCUAUUGUAAAAUUUAGUCGUACAGGCGAGGUUAAUUAUUUUGUACCCUCCGAAAUUUCAAAUUAGUCAAAGAAUUUGCCGUUGGACAAUGGAAA